AUGUCUGCGAGUCACAGCGACAGCGACGCUGUCAGGAUUGACCGAGACGACAUUAGCGACUACAAUCCCGAUCAAAUUCUGCCAGAGCCGCCCGAGGGAAUACCAGGCUCUGGAAAGUCAGUCUUGGCGUCCAAAGUUGUCCGAGACCUGUCCCAAAAUCAACCAGCAACCCCGGUGCUGUACUUCUUCUUUCGGAAGAUCAUUGACGCCAACCAUGAACCGGUUGCGCUGUUGAGAGACUGGCUGGAUCAACUGCUGCUAUACAGCCCGCCUUUGCAGAAGCAGAUCAAGGAACACGUCGAAAACAAGCGAUCUCUCAACAGCAUGUCGAUGGAAGGCCUCUGGAAAGAUCUUCGGAUGGCACUUUCCGGAUUAUAUGGGAAAGCAUUCUGCAUCGUUGACGCUUUGGACGAGAUGGAUAGGCACCAUUGGACGUUCAUCCGCGCUCUGGGUGAGCUCGGGACUUGGAAGCCUCACAGAGUCAAAGUGCUCGUUACCAGCAGAUUCAUGCCUGAGAUGGAGCAACUCAUGAGAGGUCCCAACCAUUCUCAGAUUCAAUUGCAGUCUGAUCUGGUUGAUGUCGACAUUGCCACCUAUGUUCGAACGAGCUUGUAG
Molecule: messenger RNA, 615 nt
Organism: Colletotrichum aenigma
Lineage: Eukaryota; Fungi; Ascomycota; Sordariomycetes; Glomerellales; Glomerellaceae
Exons: 2
Coding region: 1-615 (204 amino acids)
Source: RefSeq, a predicted model, not a curated record